AUGGAGGAUGCUGAAGCCAACGGUGCCGACGGUGCCGACGGCGACGGUGAGGAAGGUGAUGGGAAGAAGCGCGUCAAGCGCAAGAUAGCGAUUGUUGUUGGUUUCAUCGGAACGAGGUACCGUGGUCUGAUGAUCAAUCCAGAGGUGGAGCCAACGGUAACGAAGAAGUCCGUGGAGGAGUUUCUGCGGGUUGCCAUGGUGAAAGCUGGCAUCGUCAGUGACAUCAACUCUCAGAAGCUGGAGCAGAAGGUUGGCUGGAGCCGCUCCAGCCGAACAGAUGCUGGGGUCAGCGCGCUUCGCCUGGUGAUUUCGGCAAGGCUCUGUGUGGAACCGGACAGCAUCGACGAAGCGGGCUUCAGCCGAGAACUGGUCGACCAGAUCAACCUGGGCCUGCCUGAAGACAUUCGCUGCUUCAGUGCCAGGAAGGUGCCCAACAGCUUCGAUGCCAAGCAUGCCUGUUCCUGGCGAGAGUAUGAGUACAUUCUCCCGACACACCUGGCAAAGCCGGUGAGUGCAUCGCCAGAUGAUGAGCCAUCUGCCGAUGCCUUGGCAGCCAAGCUCGAAGCUGUUAUGCGCCGCUUCGAAGGUUGCCACUCCUUUCACAACUACACACGCCUCAAGGCAUCGGACUGUCUGCCCAGGAAGCCGUCGGAAGGAGAGACUGGCAAGGGAAAGGGGAAGAAAGGGAAAGGGAAGGGCAAGGGGAAGGGGAAGGGCAAAGGAAAGGAGAAAGGCAAAGAGAAGCAGAAGGCUCUGAAGCGGAAGGCCUCCGAGGCCUUCCAGGAGGAGCCGGAGCCGACGGAGGGCGGAGCCCCAGAGGAGUCCAGGCAAGCUGAAGCCGAUGCAGAGGUGCCUUCGGCUGACAAUGAAGUUGCAGAGCAUCUCGAUGCUCCAACGGGUGAAGAAGGUGCAGUUCCCUCGCAAGAUGCGGGGGAUCCUGGCGAAGCUCUCCCCGCCGAGGCUCCGAGAGGCCAGGGCCCGUGGGUCGAAGUCUGCGCCAAGGAUGCGAGCAGCGGCGCCUGGCGAAGUCGGCCGGAUCACGUCUUGAAGCACACGCAGAGCACCAUGCACAUGAUCUCGGUGGAACCAACAUUGGAAGGCAAACUGUUGAGAAUCGUGCUUCGCGGCCAGUUCUUCCUCUACAACCAGAUUCGGUUGAUGGUCGGCACUGCUGUUGCCAUUGUAGCCGGGGUCUUGCAGGAGGAGAUGCUAGAGACCGCACUGACGCUCACCACGGAGAUGCACAUGCCAAUGGCCCCGGCAACGGGUCUGUUGCUGCGCACCGCCGGCUUUUCACGAUUAGACAACCGAGCUGGUGCUUGUGCUAUGGACCCAAAGCAGGCAGAAGAGUGUAUGCUGCCUUCCGACGGCUUUGUGCUGAUGGAUGACCAGGCUUCCCAAAUGGCGCAAGGGUUUGUCAAAAACGUGGAGAAGGACAUGGACGUCCAGUGGAGAGAAAGCGGUGAGGGCGAUGCUUGGGUUGCCAAGAUGGCUUUUAUCAAGGCUCCAACAGGGGCGGUCCUCGAGGAGCUGCGGGCGAUGCGGGCCAAAGUGCUGCAGGACCAGGCAGAAUUCCGGGCAUCACAGGACAUGAAGGAUACUAAACGCCGUGAAGCACAAUUGGAUUCACUGGGCGAAAGGUCUUCAGCAGGACUGCUUCCGAGAAGGUUUGCCGCAGACCUGAUGGUGCGCUUCCGCUUGGUGCCAGGCUGGCGUGUGAACAACAUCCAAGAAGGACUCGUCGUACGAAUAAGACAGUGGCAUCAAGAUCCAUCCCAGAAGCCGCCGAACAUGUCCAUGCCUCCGGAGACAAAGGAGCUGCUGGCGUACUGCGCAUCAGUGGGGCUCGACGAGUUGUCCAGCGAGGGCAUGAGCCGUGCAUGA
Molecule: messenger RNA, 1884 nt
Organism: Symbiodinium necroappetens
Lineage: Eukaryota; Dinophyceae; Suessiales; Symbiodiniaceae
Source: the annotation of a GenBank genome assembly